CGCAGGUACAAUGUCAUUCUUCCAGCGUCUCGUUUCGUACGUGAUCAACGACGUGGCCGUCAAGGCGCUGUCCAACUCACGCGCCUUCCAGCGCUUCGCUCUCAAGACGCACUACCACGUGGAGGACGCCAAGACCAUGGCUUCUACUGGCGCCGACGUGCUCAAGAACUCGGUGGAUAACUACGCGCCCAAGGUCAAGGAGUUCACACAGGCCUUCCGGGAGGAAGUCGCACGAGACCUCAAGAAAAUGAAGUGAACAGGGGAACUUGCAACUAGUAGCAGAGAUUACAGUGGUGUACAUCGUUUAUAAUGCAUUUUCUUUUGGUCAUAGAAACUGGUGUUGGCUAAAGCUGCCGAGCACACGACUGGCCUUCAGUGACAGCCAUAUUGGAGCAGCCCUCUCCGACUAGCGAGAGGCCUCGCCCACCUAUACCCUCAGCCUAGAUCUCAUUUCCCUUUUUUUUCUUUAAGGGGGGGUCAUUUGAUUAUUUCGUGAAUGCAACGUUUUAUUAAUACCACGUAGUAAAAUGUUUUAUAGCGUG
Messenger RNA from Phytophthora infestans T30-4, 542 nucleotides. RefSeq lists its product as uncharacterized. The record is from RefSeq and is a predicted model, not a curated record. The transcript has a single exon. Lineage: Eukaryota; Oomycota; Peronosporomycetes; Peronosporales; Peronosporaceae. Bases 11 to 256 code for a protein of 81 amino acids.